AUGUACAAACUUCACUGUUUCAGACGUUGGUGGAUUAAACAAAUACCGAAGACAAAUUUAUUCUUUAUAAUCAAUAUUGCACCGCCUGGAUCUCAGACAGUUCUAUGCAAGUGUAACUGUCAAAAACGAUUUCGUUAUGGUGCAAGAAUAGCGAAUAUCCUUUUUGCCUGUUUAUUCUUUCAUAUUAAAUAUGAGAAUAAUUUCUGA
Molecule: messenger RNA, 207 nt
Organism: Heterobilharzia americana
Lineage: Eukaryota; Metazoa; Platyhelminthes; Trematoda; Strigeidida; Schistosomatidae
Source: the annotation of a GenBank genome assembly